AAAUCAGAACUCUCAUCUGAUCUAUAUGAAUUGUUGAUAGAGAUUCGUUGAAUCUCAAGAGUUAAGAAUAGAUUUGAAGUUUACAAGAAGCUGAUGCUAUUAACGCAUCGUUUUGAGCUUACAAAUCGAAGAUGAGAAGUGUAAACGACAGCGUGGAAACCGUUAACGCCGCUGCCUCCGCCAUCGUCUCCGCCGAAUCGAGAGUCCAGCCUACCACCGUUCAGAAGAAAAGAUGGGGAAGCUGCUGGAGCUUUUACUGGUGUUUUGGAUCUCAUAAGAACAGUAAACGAAUUGGCCAUGCUGUCCUUGUCCCUGAACCAGCGGUACCUAGAGCUGCAGUCUCAACUGCUGAAAAUGUAAGCAGUCCGACCAGCAUUGCAAUGCCCUUUAUUGCCCCUCCCUCGUCUCCUGUAUCAUUCCUGCAAUCGGAUCCUCCAUCUGCCACCCAAUCACCUGCUGGAUUGCUAUCCCUAACUGCUCUUUCGGUUAACACCUACUCUCCCUGCGGACCUGCAUCUAUUUUUGCCAUAGGGCCUUAUGCACAUGAAACCCAGUUAGUCACACCACCAGUAUUCUCUACCUUGACAACUGAACCAUCCACAGCUCCUUUUACACCCCCUCCAGAAUCUGUUCAGCUGACUACACCUUCAUCUCCUGAAGUACCAUUUGCUCAAUUGCUGACAUCUUCAUUGGAGCGUGCUCGGAAAAACAGUGGGAUCAAUCAGAAAUUUGGAUUGUCCCAUUAUGAAUUUCAGUCUUAUCAAAUAUACCCUGGGAGCCCUGGUGGUAAUCUCAUAUCACCUGGGUCGGUGAUUUCUAAUUCAGGCACAUCCUCUCCUUUCCCUGAUAGACAUCCGAUCCUUGAGUUCCGCAUGGGGGAGGCUCCCAAAAUCUUAGGAUUUGAACAUUUUACUACUAGGAAAUGGGGUUCUAGGCUAGGAUCUGGAUCAUUAACACCAGAUGGACUGGGGCAAGGUUCACGACUAGGUUCCGGAUGUGUGACUCCAGAUGGUCUGGGUUUGGGUUCAAGAUUAGAUUCAGGAUCAUUGACACCUGCCUCAAGAGAUGGUGUUCUCGUGGAGAGUCAGAUUUCUGAGGUAGCAUUGUUUUCUAACCCAACACUUAGACCUAAAACCGAUGAGAUUAUAGUUGAUCACAGGGUCUCUUUUGAAUUGAGCGGCGAAGAUGUCGCACGCUGCCUCAAAAACAAGUCACUGGCAUCAAGCAGAACCAUGCCAGAGUAUGAAUAUCCAAAGGGUUUGGUGGUGCAGGGCGGGAUAGAAAAAGAUGGACAAACAAAGGAUGCAGAAAAUUCUUGUGAUCUGUAUAUUAGAGAAACGUCCAAAGAAACAGAUGAAAAGGUUUCAGUAGAAGCUGAAGAGGAUCAUUGCUAUCAAAAGCAUCGCUCCGUUACUCUUGGGUCAAUUAAAGAGUUCAAUUUUGACAACAGAAAAGGAGAAUCUUCUGACAAGCCCACCGUCAGGUCUGAAUGGUGGGCGAAUGAAAAGGUUUCCGGAAAGGAAGCCAGGCCCGGAAACAACUGGAGUUUCUUCCCUAUGUUGCAACCAGAGGUAAGCUGAAUUUUGUAAACUAUGCAACUUAGUUUCACCUCCAUGCAUAAAGUCAUAAAACUUGUUUAAAUACAUUUGCAACACUAAACCACUAGCCUUUCAGUUGAUUUAUCCGAAGGUCGAAACUCGUACUUUCUUCAAUAGUUUUGGCAUAAUUAGACGAUGAAGUGAACUAAAAGGCUAGUUUUCAGUGGUCAGAAGAGUGUUUAUUCCUUGACCUAAAAGAUGAUCCAGUGAGGGAAUAGUUCAUAGGGAUAAACUGUGUGGGUACUGAUAG
This is a messenger RNA of Hibiscus syriacus, 1848 nucleotides long. RefSeq lists its product as uncharacterized. Bases 132 to 1580 code for a protein of 482 amino acids. The transcript has 3 exons. NCBI's taxonomy places the organism in Eukaryota, Viridiplantae, Streptophyta, Magnoliopsida, Malvales, Malvaceae. The record is from RefSeq and is a predicted model, not a curated record.